This is a messenger RNA of Fulvia fulva, 1194 nucleotides long. RefSeq names its product putative arabinogalactan endo-beta-1,4-galactanase A. Gene Ontology annotation, molecular function: glucosidase activity. Gene Ontology annotation, biological process: pectin catabolic process. The record is from RefSeq and is a predicted model, not a curated record. NCBI's taxonomy places the organism in Eukaryota, Fungi, Ascomycota, Dothideomycetes, Mycosphaerellales, Mycosphaerellaceae. The transcript has a single exon. The coding region runs from base 1 to 1194 and encodes 397 amino acids.
AUGAAGUUGAGCAACCUUCUUAGCACCCUAACGAUAGGCUCUGCCACUGUCAUUGCAGCCCCAAGCACCAACUCCCCACCUGUAUACGGCCAUCCCAAUGCACCAACAUUCUACAAGGGCUUCGACCUCUCCUCAUUGAAGAUUCAAGAAGAUGGUGGCGCCACCUACAAAGACUCCGCUCGUGGCAACAGAACGAGGCCAGUGGAGGACAUCCUUGGUGAUGGCGCAAUGAACACAGUCAGACUCAGACUCUGGGUCAACCCUACAGUGCCCUUCGAUGAUGGAUACUACGAGACCUACGACCUCAACUAUACUCUCACUUUGGCAAAGCGCUUUCACAAGAAAGGGUACAAGAUCUACCUUGACUACCACUUCAGCGAUUACUGGGCCGACCCUCACAAGCAGUGGCAACCAGCAGCAUGGCCAACCACGCUCAAGCCUCUCGCCUCUGAGCUGCGAAACUACGUCUCUACAACGCUCCAGGCGUUCACGAAAGCUGGUGUUGACUUGUCCAUUGUCAGUCUCGGCAACGAGAUCCGCUACGGCAUGCUGUGGCCUCUCGGCUGGGCGGACGUCGAUGUCGAACCAACAAGCGCUAGGAUUACAAAUUUCACCAACCUCGCCACUCUGUACCAGGCAGCCCGGAACGGAGUCUGCGAUGCUGUCGCAGUGGGAGUGUCGAAGCCGGAGGUCAUGAUCCAUAUCGAUAAUGGUUGGAACCUCACUUUGCAAGAGAGAUGGUUCUCAUCAUUGACCGCGACGGGCAAGGUCAAGACUUCUGACUGGGAUAUCUUCGGCUUCUCUUUUUACCCAUUCUAUGGCACUGCCGCGACCUUGGCCAAUCUCAAGACUUCGCUGAACACCAUUGCAACAAAGUACAACAAGCCAGUGCAUGUAGUGGAGACGGAUUGGCCAGCGAUUUGUACAGGCGCAGAUGCUCCAGAUUUGAGCGAGCCGAGUAUUCCUGCGUCGGUUCCUGGACAGUUACAGUGGGUGAGAGACAUCGUGGAUGUUGUCAAGCAGGUGCCCCGUGGCUUGGGUCAAGGUGUCAAUUACUGGGAGCCUGCUUGGCUCAACAACACUGGCCUUGGAAGCGCAUGUCAGGACGCGAUCCUUUUCGAUGCUGACUGGAGCGACUAUCCGAACGUCACAGCAUACUCUCGAGAGAGCGUAAAUGUGUUCAAGGGAGUAUAG